Molecule: messenger RNA, 1698 nt
Organism: Coregonus clupeaformis (lake whitefish)
Lineage: Eukaryota; Metazoa; Chordata; Actinopteri; Salmoniformes; Salmonidae
Product: microsomal glutathione S-transferase 1-like
Exons: 4
Coding region: 120-584 (154 amino acids)
Cellular component (GO): membrane; mitochondrion
Molecular function (GO): glutathione transferase activity
Source: RefSeq, a predicted model, not a curated record
CCCUUUGCGCCUCCCUUUGAAGUCUCGAACGAUCUCUGCUCUGUGAAACCCACUACGUCAGAUACACUUCUACUCCUGAUUACAGGGAGAAGGACCGCUCCAGACGGAGUGACACCAAGAUGAAGGAAAUGUCCUCCGUGAUAGACAGCGAGGUGUUCCUGGCCUUCUCUACCUAUGCCACUGUCAUCGUCCUCAAGAUGAUGCUGAUGUCUCCCAUGACGGCGUACUUCCGCUUCACCAGAAAGUGUUUUGCCAACAUGGAAGACACAGGGAUGGCUAAGACUCCAGAGGAGAAGAAGAAGAUGCUGAGAGUUGACCCGGAUGUGGAACGUGUGAGAAGAUGCCACCAGAACGACCUGGAGAACAUCAUUCCGUUCGUAGUGAUUGGCCUGCUGUAUACCCUGACGGGGCCAGACCUCUCCGCUGCUCUGCUCCACUUCCGGGUGUUUGUUGGUUCCAGGCUCUGCCACACCGUGGCCUACGUCCUCCCCCUGCCCCAGCCCAGCAGAGCUCUGGCUUGGAUGGUUGGCAUGGGCGCUACCUUCUCCAUGGCAUACAGGGUGCUAAGCACAGCCCACCUCUGAAGAGGCGAUCAAUCAAUUAAUCCAGAUUUAUUGAUUAAACGUUUUCAGAUGGCCUAAAAUAGUCUUCGGGACUCUCCACACAUUUAGCAGAUGUGGGUCAAAUAGGCUACAUAAUGUUAAAUACUCGACAGUGCUUGAUUGAACAUGGAGAUUGCACUUCUGGGACUAUUCUAUUGGUUCGGUUGUAUCACUAGACUAACUUGACAUUCCCUGCACGUUUUGUUUUGAACUCAGCACUGAAUUGUAUCUGUGCAAAAAAUUAUAAUAUCAGCAAAAUUAAUUAAACUAAAAUUAGAGCUCGAUUCAAUCCGUUUCACGGAAGUUCAGUGCUACAGCGCAAUAGUAAUUGAAUGGCAAUGUUCCCGCGGCUACUGCAUUCACGGUAAACGCUGCAUAUAUCUUCUCUAUCGGAAAAUUACCUUUAAAUUUCAAGCACGCUACAGCGCUGAACUUCGGCGAUACGGAUUGAAUGGAGCCCUAAACUAAAUAAUGUGCAGCUCAGUAUCUGAUGGUGCACGUGUCUGCCUAGUUUACCCACAUCACGCUUUAUUGGUCGCGUACACAGAUUUGCAAAUGUUAUCGCAGGUGCAGCGAAAUGAUUGUGUUUCUCUAGGUCCAACAGUGCAGUACUACUCAGCAAUAAAAAUACAAAACAAUACACACAUAAUCCCCCAAAAAAUGUCUGACACACUGCUCUUCAGACCGGUCUGUCUGGUUGUCUGAGUGACAGCAAACACUAAUUUGAUAUCUUAGACAUGUUUGCACUGAUGUGAUUAUCUAAUGUUUAUAAAUUAUUCAAUUAGGGUUUGGGAAUUAAAGUUGAAUUAAAGAUGGGGGAAAUUUGUUGUUCUCUGAGCUGAAUUAAUAAAGGCCUAUGAAGUCGGCUAUUAAUACCAGAGAUAUUUUGCUAAUUUGCUAAUGAAUAUGACCUUACUUGAUCUAAUUCUGUAUUUUAUUUUUUAAUGAGGCUUUUAGAACUAUAUUAUAUGUUUACUUGGCUACAUAUUUGUAACCCUACUAAUUGGUUUACUUUGUCCAUUGCAUUUUCUACGCCAUUCAGUGAUAGUCAUUUCCAUGCUUUUCCCUGUAAAUAAACAAAAAAAUUAUAUAAUUA